This is a messenger RNA of Lepisosteus oculatus (spotted gar), 1010 nucleotides long. The record is from RefSeq and is a predicted model, not a curated record. Lineage: Eukaryota; Metazoa; Chordata; Actinopteri; Semionotiformes; Lepisosteidae.
UUUAUUUUUGGAUGAGUCGGUGUUUCAUAUCAGGUAGUCCCCGGCAACAUUCUGACUGAGCAGCAUUUGUAAGAUAUAAAAUUUUACGUGACAAGUCCUUGUCAGGAUGUCUCGCAGAUAUGACUCUCGGACAACUAUUUUCUCACCAGAAGGCCGUCUGUACCAGGUGGAGUAUGCCAUGGAAGCGAUUGGGCACGCUGGCACUUGCCUUGGGAUUUUGGCCAAUGAUGGUGUGUUGUUGGCUGCAGAGAGGCGAAACAUUCACAAACUUCUAGAUGAAGUGUUCUUCUCAGAGAAGAUCUACAAGCUGAAUGAAGAUAUGGCGUGCAGUGUGGCUGGGAUAACAUCAGAUGCCAACGUUCUGACCAAUGAGCUGAGGCUAAUAGCACAAAGGUAUUUGCUGCAGUACCAGGAACCAAUCCCUUGUGAACAGUUGGUGACAGCACUGUGUGACAUUAAGCAGGCCUACACGCAGUUUGGAGGUAAGAGGCCUUUUGGGGUUUCGCUGCUCUACAUGGGCUGGGACAAGCACUAUGGCUUCCAGCUGUACCAGAGUGACCCCAGUGGAAACUAUGGGGGAUGGAAAGCCACCUGCAUUGGCAACAACAGUGCUGCUGCUGUUUCCAUGCUAAAGCAGGACUUCAAGGAAGGAGAGAUGACAUUACAGUCGGCCCUCGCUUUAGCGGUUAAAGUGCUAAACAAAACCAUGGAUGUGAGCAAGCUGUCUGCUGAGAAAGUUGAAAUCGCGACGCUGACCAGGGAAAACGGCAAAACCAAGAUCAAAGUCCUGAAGCUGAAGGAGGUGGAGGAGCUGAUCAAGAAACAUGAGGCAGAGGAGGCCAAAGCCGAGCGCGACAAGAAGGAGAAGGAACAGAAAGAGAAAGACAAGUGAACACCUGGUGCUUUGUGCUCUUUUCUACAUUAACCAGAUCUGUUUUACUAAAAUACCACUUAUCACGUCUUUUGUUUUUCUGUAAGAUCUCAAUACAUGCAAACCAAUUUUGACUCUU